Styela clava is the source of this 2845-nucleotide messenger RNA. The record is from RefSeq and is a predicted model, not a curated record. NCBI's taxonomy places the organism in Eukaryota, Metazoa, Chordata, Ascidiacea, Stolidobranchia, Styelidae.
GACAAGGUGAACAUGUGUGUUUGGCGGGAAAGCUAAACAUUUGCCUAGGCUUCGACAAUAAGCUAAUUUGUUUACCGCACCAACUAAGUUACCUUUCGCCUAUUUUUUGAUGUUCUUGACGUUUAUCAGGGAAUAAACCAUGUCUGAUAGAUCUACACCUUCAAGAAGAAGAAGAAAUCCCAAGUCUCCCGGUCGACCACAGGUUCCAUCAGGAAGUAGUGAUCCUCACCUCUUACCAACAUCACCUGCCAGGUUAUUGGAUGUUUCUAGAGAUGCAAUAUUGCCAAGUCCUGGAUCUAUUCUGGGUGCCAGUGAGCUGAAUUUGUCUUCUCCAUUGUUGUAUGGCACACCUGGUGCUCGUACUCCUGGUCGAACUCCUCGUGGAGCUGCUACACCAGUACGACAGAGACCUGAUCUAGGAAGCAGCAGUAAAGUUCGAACUGUUAAUGUGAACCCAGAUGCCCAACAGUCGUCUGAUGCAGCGCCGCAAAAUGCAGACAUAUCUGAUGCUGCUGAUCAACCUGCAGUCAGUAACCAACUUGUAAUAUGGGGAACGGAUGUUGUUGUCAGUCAUUGCAAGGAAAAAUUCAGUCAAUUCGUUACCAGAUUCAUUGAUCCAAAUGCAGACGGAAUGGAAGUGGAUGACAUGGAUGUCAACCAACCACUUUAUCAACAGAAACUGGAGGAGAUCAGUGUUACAGAAGAGCCAUACUUGGAUAUAGACUGCAUUCAUCUAAAGUCGUUCGAUCGUGACCUGUACAGACAACUCGUUUGUUAUCCACAGGAAGUUAUUCCAACUUUCGACAUGGCUAUCAAUGAGAUGUUCUUCACAAAAUAUCCAGAUAUUGCACUGGAACAUCAAAUUCAAGUUCGGCCUUUUAAUGCUGAACGAACCAAGAAUAUGCGAUCACUGAACCCUGAAGAUAUUGAUCAACUGAUCACAAUCGCUGGAAUGGUUAUUCGAACUUCAUCUCUUAUACCGGAAAUGAGAGAAGGAUUUUUUAGAUGCAACAUCUGCCUACAUGAGGUUGUUGUUGAAAUUGAGAGAGGCAGAAUUGCUGAACCUGCCACAUGCACCAAUUGUUCAACUGUACACAGCAUGAGUCUCAUCCAUAAUCGUUCGCUUUUCACCGACAAACAAAUGGUAAAACUUCAAGAAUCUCCGGAUGACAUGCCAGCUGGACAAACCCCACAUUCUGUUAUUUUACAUGCCUAUAGUGAUGUGGUUGAUGUUGUACAACCAGGAGACAGAGUGAUUGUGACUGGGAUUUACAGAGCUCAACCUUUUAGAGACAAUCCUAGAAUGCGGAAUGUGAAAGCUGUGUAUAAAACGCACAUUGAUGUUUUGCAUUUUCAGAAAAAGGACAGUAAAACUAAAGUCACUAACGACGAAGGAGAUGAAGUCAUCAAAUUUUCACAAGAACAGAUUGAUCAGAUUAAAGAACUGUCAAAGCGCUCUGAUAUUUAUGACAGACUUGCAUGCUCGAUUGCACCGAGCAUUUAUGAAAACGACGAUGUGAAAAAAGGAAUUUUGUUGCAAUUGUUUGGUGGAACACAGAAAGAACUAACUGCUGCUGGGAGAGGACAUUUCAGAGAUUGUCUGCAUGUUCUAUUGUGUGGUGAUCCAGGUACUAGCAAGUCUCAGCUUCUGCAAUAUGUUCAUAACAUGGUGCCACGGAGUCAGUAUACGUCUGGAAAAGGAUCAAGUGCUGUUGGAUUAACUGCUUAUAUUACGAAGGAUCAAGAUACCAGACAGUUGGUUUUACAGCCAGGUGCAUUGGUACUGAGUGAUAAUGGAGUUUGUUGCAUUGACGAAUUUGAUAAAAUGAGUGAUGGAACAAGAUCAAUUCUACAUGAAGUAAUGGAGCAACAGACGCUUUCCAUCGCUAAAGCUGGAAUUAUUUGCCAACUGAAUGCUCGGACAUGUGUUCUUGCUGCUGCUAAUCCAUGCGAAUCUCAGUGGAAUCAUCGUAAAACAAUCAUCGAAAACAUCAUGCUGCCUCACACAUUGUUGUCAAGAUUUGAUCUGAUAUUUCUGAUCCUCGAUCCACAAGAUGAAGCAUUUGAUCGUCGACUCGCCAAUCAUCUAGUUGGUUUGUAUCAUCAAAGUCCAGAAGAUGCAGAAGUUGAAUAUUUGGAUAUGAGUAUAUUGAAGAACUACCUGACAUAUGCCCGAACUUACAUCAAACCUCGUCUUGGUGAAGAAGCAAGUCAGUCCUUGGUUCAAGCUUAUGUUGAAAUGAGAAAAGGUGGAGCAGCCGGUGGAAAUGUAACUGCAUAUCCAAGACAAUUGGAAUCCCUGAUAAGGCUGGCCGAGGCUCGUGCCAAGAUUAGGCUUUCUAAUAAAGUUGAAAAUUAUGAUGUUCAAGAAGCUUUGAGAUUGUACAGGGAAGCUAUCAAACAAUCAGCCACUGAUCCAAGGACUGGAAUCGUUGAUAUUUCGAUUUUAACUACCGGCAUUAGUGCUACUGCUAGAAAACGACAUGAAGAAUUGAAAGCUGCAUUGAAAUCAUUGAUCGACCAAGAGAAAGGCAAAGGACCAUCCAUUAAAUGUCGACCCUUGCUUGAAAAAUGGCGAAACCAGGCUGAUCAGGUAAUCACUCAAGCUAUGUUCGAUGAAGUUGUUCGCGCUCUACAAGAAGACGAGUAUCUUGUACGCACUUCCGAUGUCAUAAGACUUUGUUAAACGUGGUGCUGUUGGUUGCCGAGAAUCCAUCUUUGGUGCAUAAUCAAGAAAUUUAUAUUUCAAUGCCCAACUUUUGUAAGAUAAUAUGUAUAUAGUUAUUUCAUCGUGUUCCUUUGAUUUCACACAACCAUGGAAAUAAACUUGUUCUCUAGCAUUAUA